AUGCGGAGUAUUUCUGUGGGUUUGGACAGGGAGGAGAGUGGAAGUGAUGGCCUUUGCUUGGGGUUGGUUGUCCUUGCGACUCUCGCAGCGGGCUUUGUGGCAGGCUCUGAUGUGUUGAGGUGCUGGGGAUUUGGUCCUGCGACUGGGGAUGUGUGUCUUUGGGUUGAGGCAGGGUUCUGGCGAUGUCCGCUCCCUGGCGGAGGGGCGGAUGGACAAGGGCCUGGCUUUUGGGAUGCGGCUCUGAGGGAAGCUCGGAUGUUCUGCAGGAGUUGUGUGGGACUCCGGAUGAUUGGAUGGAGAAGAUGA
Messenger RNA from Encephalitozoon cuniculi GB-M1, 306 nucleotides. RefSeq lists its product as uncharacterized. The transcript has a single exon. The record is from RefSeq and is marked provisional. Bases 1 to 306 code for a protein of 101 amino acids. NCBI's taxonomy places the organism in Eukaryota, Fungi, Microsporidia, Unikaryonidae.